AUGGUUAACGAAGUUGAAUUGCCAUAUUCAGAUAACAUGCCCAGCUGGGUACCAUUUACCAGCUCAGGGUGGAUAUCACAGAGGGGUCACCCUAGAAGGAGGGGUUUUAGAAAGGACCUUCUUUCCCCAUUGAUCCCAAAGCUUUCUCUCCAUCUCCACCUCAGGGCUGCAGAUGCUCGUCUGAAGGCGGCUGCAGCGCUUGGGGCAGCCGAGAAGGCCCUGGAAGCCUCCCGCUUGGCCAAGAUUGUGGCCCAAGAAUUACAACCUAUUCUAGCUGAUUCAGCCCCUUCUCCUUCCCCAGAGCCGCGAGGCCGGUUAGAUUCAGAAGGCACCGACCCUGAUUUCCAGGAGUACAACAGUCCCCGCGUCUACGAGAACGGCAUCACCCCUUCUGACGUUACCCCAGACCCGAGCUUACCGCCAAGCUACCCACCCACACCGUUGCAACCCUGGCGGGGGGACCCUCGGCGGACUUGGCCCCCCUUGGAGAAUGGGGGUCCUCGCCAGCACCUCCCCGAGGCCUCUGAUGUGGAGGAUGAGUGGGGUUCCAGGGGUAGCUUCCCGUCUCGGACACCGCGGCUCGUUCCCGAGGGGUUGUGGGAGGGUGAGGAGGAACAGGGACAGUUGAGCAGCUAUGAAGCGGAGGAAGAAGAUUACGAGAGGGUCCCCCAGCACCCUCAGCCGGGCAGCCCAGCCAGUGGCAGCUCGGGCAGCCUCCGAGAAGAGGAGGAGGAAGAGGAGGAAGAAGGGACCGUUUCUAAGACUUAUCCUGGGGGGAUCCAGGAGGAUCCGGCACCCUCGGGAGCUCCUGUGAGCACAGAGGUGAAGAACGAGGAAUGGCAUGGACCUUCUCUUAUGCUGGAGAGAGGAGAGAGCCUGCAAGCAGUCCGAAGGGGGAGACAG
Python bivittatus (Burmese python) is the source of this 903-nucleotide messenger RNA. The record is from RefSeq and is a predicted model, not a curated record. NCBI's taxonomy places the organism in Eukaryota, Metazoa, Chordata, Lepidosauria, Squamata, Pythonidae.